This is a messenger RNA of Phoenix dactylifera (date palm), 2680 nucleotides long. The record is from RefSeq and is a predicted model, not a curated record. NCBI's taxonomy places the organism in Eukaryota, Viridiplantae, Streptophyta, Magnoliopsida, Arecales, Arecaceae.
UUCUUUCAAUGAUCUUAUGAUAUUAUUUUUAUCAUGCUAGGUUAAUGACAGUAAAAAUCAUGUUGAUGGGCGCUUAAAGGACCUAUCAUAUGGCCCUGGGAAUAAAGUUAAAUGUUAUAAGGGCUACUUUGUGAAUGGGUACAGAUUUCACACCAAAGAAUAUGGAAAGAAUAAAAGAACCUUCAACAGUGGUGUGCGCAUUAAGGGAAGCAGUUACAAUGACUUUGAGAGUGACUAUUAUGGGAUGUUGGUUGACAUCAUCGAGUUAGACUAUUUUGGUGUUGGUAAUAAAGUAGUGUUAUUCAAAUGUGAUUGGUAUGAUACGAAUAAGGGUAUGAAAGUGCACCCUCAACAUGGUCUCGUUGAGAUCAAUUACAGACUAAGACUUCCAACCAAUGAUCCUUUUGUAUUAGCUCAAUAAGCACAUCAGUUGUUCUACACUGAUUACCCAGGUAAGAAGAAGAAUCGAAGAUUGUGGUGGGCAGUAAUUAAGACGAAAGCUAGAGGUAGAUUCCCUCCUAGUGGGACAGAAGUAAAUUUUCUUGAUUUUUAUCAAGAAGAGAACCAUAGGAUUCCUACCCCAAUCUCGAUGAUAGAUGAGCUUGAUGAUCCAGACAUUUUGGUUGGUGUUAAUAGAGAUGCAGAAGAAAUUGAUGCAGCAGAAAUUGAGUUGACAGCUAACCAAAUGGAAGAUGACUUUGAGGAUGAAGAAGAAGAUUUUGAAGAUGAACAAACCGAGGAAGAGGAGCAUUAGGCUGAGGAAGAUUAAAAAACAACAUGCAUAUUUAUGAAUGCUAAUAUAACUAAUUUUAGACUUAUAAAUUAUAAUUGUGUAGAUAUGGAAAAGAGCAAAGGGAAAGCAACAGGUCCACUGAUUGCACUUUACUUUGAUUGAAUUUAUUGACAUUCAUAUUGGAAAAUAACUAUAACUUUUUAUUGUUGUGCAGCUAUGGCCAAGAGAAAAGAAAAACCAACAGGUAAUGGAAAAGUAGCUUUAGUACUGGCUGCUACUCAAUCUCGGGCUGCUACUCAAGUUCCUCCUCAACCUCCUAGGUUGCCUGAGCGGGUCGAGGAAAGUCAUGAUGAUGAUGACUGCAUCCUUGAUGAGGACAUGGAUGAAGAGGUGGAUAUAGAUGAAGAAAUAAAUGAUCAGAUGAAUGGUGCAGUGCAAAAUCAUGAGGAUGCAAUGAAUGAGGAUCAGAUGAAUGAUGAACUUAGGGCUGAUCCAAGACAGAGCAAUGGCCGAGAGCCAAUCCUUAAAGCCCCUGUUGAUACAAAUAGAAAAGUGAUUGUUAGGUGCACAAGAGAAAUGUAUGAAAAUAUCACUUUCUUCUAUCACUAACUUGUUUAUGUGUUUGUUGCAUUAAAGUAUUUAGUUUAUUUUCUAAUAAAUAUUUUUUAAAUUGCAGGCAUCUUGAUUAUGAGGUCAGCCACAAAGCUGUUGCUAUCAUGCGCCAAUUUUUCAAUGGUCCUUGGUUGUCAUGGAGGGAGGUCCCUGCACAUGCUAAAGUUGGAAUGUGGAAUAAGUUUGAGGUGAUGUAAUUAAUUUAUAUUUCUUAUCAUUAACUUUUGCCCUUAUUACACUUGCCAAUUAGUAAGUCUGAUUACUUGCGACCUAUAUAUUGUUAGGAGAUACACACAAUUCUUCCAGGACAAUUGCAUCAUGUGCAUCAAGUUUGGAACAAGCAUUGUCAGCGAUGGUUGACAACCUCAUUAGGAAGGGUCAGAAGCCAAAAGCUUGUGGAAUCAAAAGAAGAUUUAAAUAGAGCCCGUGAUAAACCCCCUAAUUGGAUUUCUAGAGAAAAUUGGAAUAAGCUAAUUGACAUUUGGAUUUCUUAGAAUGAAAGAAGAAAUCAGAAGCCAACAAAAAAAUAGAAACACCAUGAAGAAUGGUAGCAUCUCUAAAUACUGUGGAGGAUCAAUCGCAUUUGUCAAUCAUGACGAACGACUGGUACACAUCUUUAUUCAAUUAGAUUUCUAUAAUAAUUUUCAUAUUAUUAUUCAAUCAUCUCAAAUCAGCCCAUUAUAUGUUAAUGAAUUUUUUUUUUCUCUUUUGUAGAAAAUAAAGUUUGGUAGGGAGCCAACAAUAGUUGAAUCUUUUAAUCGGACGCAUAAGACAAAGCAAGGCAUGGGAGGAUAUGUGGAUAAGAGAAGUGAAGCUGUCAUGACAAAGUAUUCAGCUGAAUACUCCAAAAAAUAUGGUGAUGCCUCCACAUCAGAUGCUCCACCACGUGAUUAUGACUUGUGGUUUGAGGCAACUGGUGUCCCAACUCAUGGCCAUGUCUAUGGCUUUAGUCCCCUGGAGAAUCUUAUUGGAAUUAUUGGGCAAUCAUCAUCCUCUUCCACCUCUACAAGUCAAGCUCCAGAGCUACACACGCGUGAAGACCUUCUAGGUAUUCUUGAGCACGAAAAGAAAAAAUGGCAAGAUGAGGUUCUUCAAAAGAUGAGAGAAGAGAUUAGCUUUGGACCAAGGCAUGCAGAUCAGGAGAGUAAUGGUGAUUCUGGUUCUGCUGAUCAUGCUUCAUUAUGAUUGCUUUUGCCUUAGAUGAUAGGUCUUUGCAUUCGUAGGAGGAAUGAAAUCUCUGUUGAUCUCUAUGACAUACUUUUGGACCUUGAUUUUGAUGGAUUUAGGACAUGUUGAUGCCUAUUUUGAAUGACAUGUUAAAUGACUUUUGCGUAA